AUGGAUCGCGAUCGGCGAAGCAGGUACGAGGACGGCGAGGUCACUAGGUAUGGCGCCGGCGAGUCCUGGAGACCCUUCCCUAGAGGGGAGAGGGGCGGAGGAGGAGAUCGCUCUCCUCGACGAGCUCGAAGCCCCCUCCGUGACCGUGACAGAGAUCGCGAUCGUGACCGCGACAACCGCGACCGAGACCGAGACCGAGACCGUGAUCGGGACCGCGACAAUCGCGACAACCGCGACAGAGACAGAGAUCGAGACAGAGACAGGGAGAGAGACCGCGACAGAGACCGCGCUCGCACUCCCCCCUUGACCUCCGACAGCUACGUCCCUGGCAGAUCUCCUCGCCGCAGGUCUCGAAGCGGUGACCGCUACCGACGCGACAGGUCUAGAGACAGAGAUCCGCGCCCGCAGAGCGACACAUGGCGGAGGCGGGACAGAACCCGAAGCCCUGUGAGGCGGCCAUCGCCGAGACGUAGUCCGUCAAGGCGUCGCAGUCCCAUCGGCAGGUCUCCCGCCAUCCGAGACGAGCGCAGUGACCGCGCCAGAUCCCCGCGCCGCGAUAAUAGGGACAGAGACAGAGAUCGCGACCGCGAUCGAGAGAGGGAGAGGGAGAGGGAUAGGGACCUUGAUCGACGGGACGACAGGUACCGCUCGUUGCCCCCCUUUGCGCAGAGCCCAGUCUCAUCCGCUCCCUUUAGAAGACGGUCGCGCUCGCCGUUUGGUGGACGUGACAGGCCCCCGCGUGACAGAACUCCUCCGAGGAGAUCACCGCCUCCUCCGGCGGCUAGAGGCAGCUAUCGACCCCGAUCUCGUAGCACGAGCCGUCGCGGCGGCGAGAGAUACCUCGGAUCCUCCUACAGACGAGCGUCACCGCCUCGAGAUUCCGGCAUCUCGUCGGCCAUCACGUCUCGAUCAGCUUCAGGCAAGUCGUCACCGCAUCCUCCUUCCUCCAUACGAGCACGUUCGCGGCCGCAAUCGAGGGAGCGGGAGCAGCGGGAGCAGCGGGAACGGGAGCGAGAGCGCGAGCGGGACCCCACACCACCCCUCCAGACCGGCGGCGCUUCUGCCAUACCGUCGUCGUCAUCGUCCGCGACGGCGCGGGAAGCACCGCCGCCGCCCUCGAACUCGAAGCCUGCCGCCGUCCCCUCUACCGCCGCCGCCGUUGUUGCCCCCCAAGAGCCGGCCCCUUCGCCGGUUGCAAAGACGCCUCCCCGAGGCCCCGCGGCCCUGCGUGCUCCUCCAACCGGCCCUGCCGCGACCCGAAACUUCUCUGCGCCCGCCGGCUCACCCGUUGUCCAGCCACCUAGACACCCGCAGACCCCGAGCGUGCCGCCCCCUCCCUCCCGAUCGGACGCUACGAGUCCCACGAUCCCACCCGCUGGCCCUCGAGGUUAUGUAGCUCCUGCGCGCGGUGGCGGAUACAAUGGCCGUGGUGGACGAGGCUCUUGGUCUGCCGCGCCUCCUCCUCGUCAAACCCCCGUGCCCACGACAUCCCCUUCUGCAACCGGCAACGGACCAUCGACCAUACCAACCGGUCCGCGCGCCAACCCCUCCAAUGCCACCCCAACAACCUCAUCAGCACCCAAGGCGUUCAACCCGCCCACAGGGCCUUCGUCCCAACACGGAGGCCAGGGCCAGCGUCUCACACUGGCGCAGAGUAUGCUCUCUACCCUCCCUCCUCUCAUCCCGGGAGGCAAGAUCGACCCGUCUUUACUGCCGACAACUACGGGUAUCACCAGAGAGAUCGAGCCGCACUACAAGAAGCUCAAGGGCGAAGAGGAGAAGGCACGAGCGGAGCUUGACGCUAAGCAGGACAAGCUGCGCCAGAGCCUGCAGGUAUGGGAUAAGCUUGAGAUGGAGUCCAAGGCAUGGAGGACGAGGGUCGAUCUUAGUGAGCAGAGCCUCAAGAGUUUGGCCGGAGAGGGCUUGGGAGGUGCCGCGUUCUGA
Messenger RNA from Colletotrichum chrysophilum, 1944 nucleotides. RefSeq lists its product as uncharacterized. The record is from RefSeq and is a predicted model, not a curated record. NCBI's taxonomy places the organism in Eukaryota, Fungi, Ascomycota, Sordariomycetes, Glomerellales, Glomerellaceae. The coding region runs from base 1 to 1944 and encodes 647 amino acids. The transcript has 2 exons.